This is a messenger RNA of Phlebotomus argentipes, 2602 nucleotides long. RefSeq lists its product as uncharacterized. The transcript is spliced from 2 exons. NCBI's taxonomy places the organism in Eukaryota, Metazoa, Arthropoda, Insecta, Diptera, Psychodidae. The coding region runs from base 37 to 2295 and encodes 752 amino acids. The record is from RefSeq and is a predicted model, not a curated record.
GCACCCCACGCUCAGACAAUCAACUCACUUCAGUUGAUGUGUUGCUCGUGUAAUGAUCUGACUACGUCCACGAUGGGAUACAAAUCUCAUCAGAAGAUCUCAUGGUGUUGGAUAAUUCUAUCGCUGAUAUGCCAAAUUCAUGCAACAUGGGCCGCUGAGGAGAGCACCACGACACGUCCUGCCGACGCCGCACUCGACUUGGAGAAUGCCGAGACGAAGGAUCCGACCAAAAAGUUGGAAAUCAUUAAGCAAAUCCGGAAGGUAAAUAACGAUGGCUCAUACACUGUGGGCUACGAGGCGGAAGAUGGCACGUUCAAAAUUGAGAGUCGAGAUGUGCUGGGAAACGUGAAGGGAACGUACGGAUAUGUGGACUCGAAUGGGGAGAUCAAAAGAGUGUCAUACACGGGAAAUAAUGGGACGACAGGCUUGAGGAACUAUCCUGGCAAUUUGUCCCAGGAAGACGCCUCAGCGCCCAAUCACAGGAAUAAGACGUACGCUGCCGUCUCCACGACCAGACGACCAGCCUCUCUGGCCUUCCUCUCCUCCACCACACAAUCACCCACGGGAUUUGUCAAGUCCAGUGUCAUACAGACAAUCCCCAGGCGUCGCAUCACCAUCCCAUCGUCCACGGAGCGCUCGCAGUACAGCCACUACGCCACGUCGAAGGGCACGGAAGGCACCACGGCGAGUCCCACCAGCGAACACACCACCACGGUUAUCUACGCAGAAUCUGUGCCACCGUCGAAAUCUGUUGUCAUCAUCCGACCCACGCCACAUCCCACCUCAUCCCAGCGCCCGCCUGAGCAAAUCACGCGCCCAGACAAGCUGGAGAUCAACCAAGUGUCGAAGGUGAUGAUCACAAAGAGCAGAGAGACGUCCACGUCCAAGCCUGUCACGGAGGAGGACGUGGAGAAGGAGCACGACCGCAAAUCUGUGCGUGGCAAUCACCUGAGACGCCAACUGGCCGAGAAGGAAGACCACUACGAGGCGCAGCCACAGAUUCUCUACACCCAAGCCGCAGGGGAGGAUUCGUCUCACGUGUAUGGCGGCGGAGCGGGAAAUGUGAGACCUCUGUUCACCACCACCAGCAGUCCGAGGAUACCGUCGCUCGUCCUGGCGGCACGACAGCGUGCGGCCAAGCUGCAGAACGUCAUCAACACGGGCUCGUCGCCGGCCACCACCACUGAAAAGGUGUACGCCAGACCGCCAAGUCGAGGCGAGGGCAUCACCACUGUCAACAGCUAUGAGCAGACCACGGAACCAGCGGCGGAUCUGAACUACCUGACGCAGAGUCCUGUGCCAGUGGUGCAAAUUCCGGCCAGUCAGGCGACUGAGGACGAGCGGCGGGUGUUCAGACAGCGCCAAGCGCCCAGCAAUUACCGUCCUCCGCCGCCGCGAGAGCUGUACAGAAUCCCCCAGACGGGCAGACCGCCCACGCCCGAGCAGUUCAUCAGAGAGACCACCCAGAUUCCCGGGCGGGAUGACGACGAUGCGGACAACUAUCGCCAGCUCCGUCGCCCGCCCUCAGUGGCGGGAUCGCAGUUCACGGACGGCAGCAAUGACGUGGGGUACGAGCAGCAAACCUCGCCCUUCCCAUUCGCCCACUCUCCCUUCGGUCGACACAUUCCCGGCGGGCAGUACUACGACUACCCCGAGCGACCGGUGACGGCGAGAGACUUCGAGCGACUCCUGCACCUGCUGGUGCUGCGCUAUCAGCAAUUCCAGAAUCCCUACGCCAGAUUCGGAGGCGGCGGAGGAUUCUACCCUCCCUACAUGCAGUACGGCGGCUACCAAGGAUUGACACCGUAUCUUCCCAGUCAGUAUCAGGGCUAUCAGCAAAUCCCGCGCUCGCCUCUCUACGACCCAGUGGGAUUCGAUCCGCGCUACUCCUUCUACCAGCGACCUCCCUUCCAAGGCGCCUUUCGGCAGUACAGUGAGCAGGACAACGUGUAUCAGCAGCCGCAGGACAUGCCCUCGGGCUAUGACGCGCAAAGACUGACGCCGCGCAAGAAGCAGUUCAAUCCCAGGUAUUUCGGCGCAUCCAGUCAGCAAUCCGGCUACUUACAGCCGGACGCCAAUCUGCAGCAACUGGGCCAGGCCUCAGGUUCGGCGAGCGGCGAUUACCUGCCCGCGGACGUGCGAGAGGAGCUCCUGUACCGAAUGCUGAUGCUGGCAAUCCAAUCGCCCGAGCAACAGGGCGCCAACGUGCCAGCCGCCUCAGCGCCCGCCGAGGUGAAAGCGCCCCAACCCUUCCGGAAGCCCGUGCGGAGUGUGCAAAUCCUGGGUGAGGAGUAGAUGUGAGGAGUGCGCAAUUCCCUUUUUAUACAAAUUUGACUAAUCAAGAAAGUAUUCGUGUGCGAUCUCUAUUUUUGGAGACAUGUAUUAAUUUCAUUCUCACCUUUUUCCCCCUAUUUUCAUCAACCAAUUUUUCCUAGGAGGAUUUGAAUGGCCAGUCUUCUAAGUUUGUAACAUGAUAGUGCAAUGAUGCAGGAAUGUAUACUAUAUAAUUAUCAUUACUUAUUGAAAAAUGUCACGCAAGAAUUUAUGUUUUUUUUUGAGUUUUUGAUGGAAGAAAAUGCUGUAUGACUGCCUGGAAAAUAAA